This is a messenger RNA of Lobosporangium transversale, 1582 nucleotides long. RefSeq names its product GDP dissociation inhibitor. Gene Ontology annotation, molecular function: Rab GDP-dissociation inhibitor activity. NCBI's taxonomy places the organism in Eukaryota, Fungi, Mortierellomycota, Mortierellomycetes, Mortierellales, Mortierellaceae. Gene Ontology annotation, biological process: vesicle-mediated transport; protein transport; small GTPase-mediated signal transduction. The transcript is spliced from 6 exons. The coding region runs from base 99 to 1442 and encodes 447 amino acids. The record is from RefSeq and is a predicted model, not a curated record. Gene Ontology annotation, cellular component: cytoplasm.
UCAUCUUUUUGUCCAGCCCUCCUUGCCACAGCACAAACAUAUCAUUUUACUUCUAUCUUUUAACUUUCAUCUUUUUCAUUAAACAGUUCCAAGCAACCAUGGAUGAGCAAUACGAUGUCGUUGUUAUGGGUACCGGCCUAACUGAGUGUAUUCUUUCAGGUCUUCUUUCGAUCGAAGGCAAGAAGGUCCUCCACAUGGACCGUAACGAUUACUAUGGAGGUGAAAGUGCCAGUUUGAACUUGUCUCAGCUUUACAAAAAGUUCCGCAAUAGCGAGACACCUGCUGAAAGCCUUGGAAAGGAUCGCGACUACAAUAUCGAUUUGAUCCCCAAGUUCAUGAUGGCCAACGGUGAGCUCGUCAAGAUCCUGACACACACUGAUGUCACACGCUACCUCGAGUUCAAGCAGAUCGCCGGUUCCUAUGUAUAUCGCGAUGGCAAAAUUGCCAAGGUUCCCGCCACUGAGAUGGAGGCCGUCCGCAGUCCUCUGAUGGGUAUUUUCGAAAAGCGUAGGGCCAAGAAAUUCUUCGAGUAUGUUCAGACUUACAAACAAGACGAUCCCAGCACUCACCAGGGCAUGGAUAUGGCCAUCACCCCUAUGGAGGCCGUUUACAAGCAUUUCGGAUUGGAGCCUGGCACGAUUGACUUUAUUGGCCAUGCUUUAGCUUUGCAUUUGGAGGACAGCUACUUGUCCCGUCCUGCUCUCGAGACUUUUGAGCGCAUCACGCUCUACAUGUCUUCAAUGGCCCGCUGGGGCAAGUCUCCUUACCUCUACCCUCUCUAUGGUUUGGGUGAGCUCCCUCAAGGUUUUGCUCGACUGAGUGCUAUCUAUGGCGGCACAUACAUGUUGGACAAGUCAGUCGAUGAGAUUGUGUACGAGAACGGAAAGGUUGUUGGAGUUCGUUCUGGCAAUGAGACUGCCAAGUGCUCCCAAGUUAUCUGCGACCCCUCUUAUGCCCCCGACAAGGUCCGGGUUGUCGCAAAGGUCAUCCGUGCCAUUUGCUUGCUUCGCGGUCCUAUUCCCAACACUGAUAACGUUGAUUCAUUCCAAUUGAUCAUCCCCCAGAAUCAAGUCAACCGUCAGAAUGACAUCUAUAUUGCUGGAGUCUCCGCUUCGCACAAUGUUUGCGAGAAGAACCACUACCUUGCCAUUGUCUCCACAGUUGUUGAGACUGACAACCCACAGGAGGAGAUUCAGCCUGGCCUUGCCCUUCUUGGACCUAUUGUCGAGAAGUUUGUCCAGAUUGCCAACAUUUCCGAACCAAUCCAUGAUGGCACUAAGGACCAGGUCUUUGUAUCCAGAUCAUACGAUGCUACAUCUCAUUUUGAGACUGUAUGUGAUGAUGUCAAGGACUUGUACAAGCGUAUCACUGGCAAGGAUCUUGUUCUCAAGCAACGUCAGACUCAGGAGGAGGAACAGAGGGAGAUGGCCAGCCAGCCUUAAAAAAACUGAGGAAAAGUAUAUACUAAAUAUCUUUAGGAAAGUAGCCUUCAUUAUUAUUAUAAUAUUUUCCUUUAGAUAUCAAAGACCGAAGCCAACAUACAAAUAAAUGAAUAAAUGUGAAGUAUUUUUUCGAAACUGAC